UGAAGUUCCGCGUUGGAGAUGCCCAACCGAUCAAAAGCGACGACGUGGAGUGGAACUCUUCCCAAACACACAAAGUCCACGAGCAAACAAAGCCACCCUCCCUGUUCUUUCUGCCUACCUACCCCUACCCCCUCCCCCUCACCUCACGAACAGAUACCAAAUCGUACCCAGAUCACAAAGGGACAGAUUUUUGUCACUUGUAUGCAAAAUCGCCUCCUCCCGAUCCGCGUCCCCUCCCUCACCAAGCUCACAGCUCUCAGAUUUGCGAAACAUAUGGCUUCAAAUACUGGCAAGAAGCUCAUUCAGAUCGACGUGAGCUCGGAUACAGUGUGCCCUUGGUGCUUUGUUGGGAAAAAGAAUCUUGAGAAAGCUAUGGAGCAAACCAUGGACAAGUUCGAUUUCGAGGUUCGUUGGCAUCCAUUUUUUCUGAAUCCUGAUGCGCCUAAGGAAGGUGUCAAGAAAUCUGAUUUCUACAAGACCAAGUUUGGCCCAGUUCAGUUCGAGCGUGCAACUGCUCGCAUGAGAGAGAUGUUCCGAGGACUUGGCUUUGAGUAUGACAUGUCAGGACUCACAGGGAAUACAAUGGACAGCCAUAGGCUCAUAACACUUGCCGGACACCAAGGCUAUGACAAACAAAAUGCUCUUGUAGACGAAUUAUUCGUCAAUUAUUUUUGCCAAGGAAAAUACAUUGGUGAUAGGCAAGUUCUUAUGGAUGCUGCAAGAAAGGUGGGCAUAGAAGGAGCAGAAGAACUGCUGCUGGACGCCAGUAAAGGAGUCGAUGAGGUUAAGGAAGAACUCAACAAGCACUCUUCUGGCAUUUCUGGAGUUCCUCACUUUGUGAUCAAUGGAAAAUAUCAACUCAGUGGUGGUCAGCCUCCAAACGUAUUCAUGAGGGCAUUCGAGACGGCUGCGAAAGAUGCAGAUGAAUGAUUGUUCAAGGAACUUCUUUACAGAUUAACCUAGCAUGCUGUCUCAGUACUUGUAAGGAAGAAGUUACAAGUCAUUUACGGUUUCAUUAUGAAAAAGAUAAUUUAUGAUUGCAGUAA
Molecule: messenger RNA, 1046 nt
Organism: Hordeum vulgare subsp. vulgare (domesticated barley)
Lineage: Eukaryota; Viridiplantae; Streptophyta; Magnoliopsida; Poales; Poaceae
Exons: 8
Coding region: 19-930 (303 amino acids)
Molecular function (GO): oxidoreductase activity
Source: RefSeq, a predicted model, not a curated record